AUGGAUCCUAAAGAGCUAUUGGAGCAUUUAGCGAAAUACCCGCCAGAGCCUUUCUCCGAGGGGUGUGUCAAACUUGCGCUCCUCCCAUUCUUGAGAUCAUUACAGAUUGUUGGAGCCUAUCACGAGCAUGAUUAUUACUAUGAAUUUGUAACUAUCAUCCGGUUUCCGGAGCUCCAUGUUCAAAUGCAGAAACUUUUCUUGAGAAGCUGUGGAAUUGUAGAUACACAUCUAACAAGCAAAAUGAUCAGUUCUAUGGGAUACGAUGUCUCUGAAAUGGGUGGAAUAACCAGAGAAAAACAGACCAAAUCUAGUUCGUCGCACUCCCCGGGUUUUCGCCUGAAGUCUUUGUGGAGCGACAGAACCUACGCGUUUAUAUUGGUGAUCUUGCACUGGGCAAACCUAUUUAGGUGUGGCAUGUACUUCCUCCCAGAUUACCAUGUGGACUUUAUGACGGCUCUGAUCCCCAUCUUGUGGUUCGCCCUGGUGGCCUCAUGCAACACCUGCAUGUUCGUCAGCUGUGUCCGGCGCGACCACUUCUACCUCUUCUAUUGCAAGUGGACAGCCAUUUUUAAGGACCAGACUACCCGAAGUCUGGGGCUACGCGGGGUUCUCAACACCCGCUUCAUCCACAGAGUCGUGGUCAUCCACUGGGCAGUGGCAUUGGGCAACUUGGCCUGCAUUGUCUUCUUGAUGGUCAUGGAUGACAGUUUCUCGGCCGGCAUGAACCUCUUCUUCUACACCGCCGGCUACAGGUCCACCACGGUUAUUAUCAUCUCUGCCAUCAGCUCGUUCUUCUCCACUACCACCUGGAUCGCCACGACCGGCUUCAUUGUCGUCAUGUCCCACCACUUAGAGACGCACUUUCGGGAGUUGAGUCAGGUGUUGCAACUUCAUGUGAGUUGUUGA
Candidula unifasciata is the source of this 906-nucleotide messenger RNA. The record is from the annotation of a GenBank genome assembly. NCBI's taxonomy places the organism in Eukaryota, Metazoa, Mollusca, Gastropoda, Stylommatophora, Geomitridae.